Messenger RNA from Rosa chinensis, 1487 nucleotides. Its product is annotated as F-box protein CPR1. Gene Ontology annotation, molecular function: protein binding. The transcript is spliced from 2 exons. The coding region runs from base 15 to 1172 and encodes 385 amino acids. Lineage: Eukaryota; Viridiplantae; Streptophyta; Magnoliopsida; Rosales; Rosaceae. The record is from RefSeq and is a predicted model, not a curated record.
CUUGUCACCGUGCAAUGGCGGUAGCAGAAGAUCUACCCGAAGAUAUUAUAGUUAACAUCCUUACUUGGUUGCCUGUGAAGUCCUUAAUCCGAUUCACCUCCGUUUCGAAACGCCUGCAUUCCAUUAUAUUGUCCGAUCCCAAAUUCGCCCAAUCCCAAUUGAAAGCAGCUCGUCAGCAGAAAACCCUCAGCCGCAGACUCCUCGUCUCCACCGACGCCCCUCAACUCGAAUCCAUACCCUUGGAUCAUACGCCGUCGUUUGGAGAGCCUUCGUCCGUUAGAAAGCUCAGUUUCCCUUUCCAGCCACAGUGGUCUGGUAUGUCAAGUUAUGUCAAGUUACUAGGCUCCUGCAAUGGUCUGGUAUUUGUAGCUGUUGAUGAGACAUUGUUUUAUAUCUGGAACCCAUCCAUUGGAUUCUCCCAGCAAUUACCUGACCCAGGUUUUUCCUUUAAUGAAAAUGUGCUGGCCUAUUAUGGUGUUGGCUAUUUGUCUGCUACUGAUGACUACAAAGUUUUAGUAGCCUCCUAUCGCAUUCGUGACGGGGAGUCACAGGUCCAGGUGUUCUCAUUGAGAACUCAUCUUUGGGAGAGGAUUGAACCUCCUGGAGGCUCCGAAAUUGAACUCGAUCUUCAGGGGAUUCUUUCGAAUGAGGCACUUCAUUGGACAAACUACUCCAUCGUCGAGGAUGAAAUUGUUUCUUUUGACUUGGCAGUGCAGGAGUUCCGGAGAAUGCGACUGCCUAAUUUCGACCAUGAUGGUAGGAGUUUCAGCUAUCUUGGGGUCUGUGGAGGCUGCCUGUGCGCGUCGCGUUAUCUGGAGGGUGCUUGUGACUCUAUUGAUUUCUGGGUCAUGAAAGAAUAUGACGUGAGUGACUCGUGGACUAUGCUCUUUAGCUUAAAGCUCUCCGAUCCACCUGAGUUAAACUCGUGUUCCACAGAAUUCUUGGUUGUGGAAAGUAGUACAGUUGCCGCGAAUUGGACUGCCAAGGGGUUCGAGUUGAUAAGGAUUGACCAUAAAGAAGAUGAGAAGCUUGGGAAGUAUAUGCUUAAGGGGAGUCAGAUUUGUAUGAUUGAGUAUGAAGAGAGUCUACUUUGGAUUAGUAGUUAUUAUCCAGAACAAGAGAAAGAGCAGGUCAAGAUACUCGAAACCCAUCAGAAGGCCUCACAAAGCUGAAAUGAAAGGACUGUUUGCUCUUUGUAUUUUAAUGAUGGAUGGGGAUUUCAAAUGCAAGAUUGCAAGAGCAAGCUUAAUGUGUCCUCAGUGGUGAUGAAGAUCCUCAUAAUUUCACCACUUCAAGCUACCUCUAUGUAUUUAUGUACUGUAACUCUGUUAGGUUUACUUCAUAUGUUUUGUUUUCUUGCAGCAUUAGCAUAAUUAGUAGGAUGCAGGGAGACUCAUAAAGAGAACUGCAAAAUGCAAUCUAUUUGGAAUCAAUCUGAGAUAGUGACCGGCUAACUUGAACCGGUCAUUCUUUGCCCAGUGGUAGAA